CAAUAACAAACAAAUACAAAAUUUAAUGAAUGAGGUAGAAAAAUUAUUAAUGUAAGUAUCUCAACUUCACCACAAUUACCUAUCUUGUAUAUUCCUAUACCAACGUUAUAAAUCAUUGCAAAGUUGGAAAGACCGGCUAAAACAAAUAAAUAUAGGUAAAUUUAUAAACGUUGCCCAUUUUAGUUUACAAACAUUUGUGCAAGUUUCUAGUUUAAUCAAUAAAUAUAUUGGAAUUAAUCAAGAUUUCAUAUCUAUGACCUUCCUAUUGGCGCAACUUAACCUAUGAUCUAACUAACAAUGGGAAUCAUCUAAACAGACAAAGUUUGUACUAGAAAAUGAUUUUUUUCCAACGUUACGUGUAACAGUGAGGUAUAUAAAACAAAUAAACAUUAUGGAGUACUUGUGUUUUUAAAAUACCUUCAUAUUAUUUUACUCGCAUAUCAUAUUGAUAAUUAUCAAAGAUAAAUCAUAAUUCAUCGUUGGCUACGUAGUAGCAUUAUUUAAAACAUUUUUAGAAUUUUGGGUAAACAAUCGGUAAAUCUAAAGAGGUUUCUUAAAUAAUAUUGAAAAAUGUUGCGUCAAAAAGUGAUCUGCUUCAAGCCAAGAGCUAGGAUGUACUCCAGUUUUGUUUCUGAGACGAAAAUAAAAAAUACUGGCAAAGUUCAACAGGAUGACACAACGAAACCACCAGGCUGGUAUGAAGCUAAACCUUUCGACGAAGUUCCAGGCCCAAAACCGUUGCCAUUAGUCGGGAACAUAUGGAGAUUUUUCCCUGGGGGAGAGUACUACAAUUGUCAACUGACUGAUAUUCAUAAAAAAUUAAGAGAGAAAUAUGGGAAAUUUGUAGCUUUAAAAGGAAUUCCUGGUGAAGAAAAAGAUGUGUAUUUUUGUUUUGAUCCUGCUGAUAUUGAGACGAUGUACAGAAAUGAAGGAAUGUGGCCUGAAAAAAUUGGCUUAGAAUCAUUUCAGUAUUACAGAAACAAUAUACGAAAUGAUAUUUUUAAGGAUGCGAGUGGGCUCUUUUCAUCAAAGGGCGAAAAGUGGCAUAAAUUCAGAUCUCUUACAAACCCCAUUAUGAUGAAACCAAAAAUUAUUUCCCAAUAUAUUAAUACAAUGGAUUCUAUAACUGAUGAAUUCAUUGAUAUUAUUCGAAGUUACGUUGAAGAUAAUGAAAGAAUGCCCGACAAUUUUAUUGAUCUAUAUAACAAAUGGGCUUUGGAAUCAAUUGCGGCGGUUGGACUCGAUACACGUUUAGGUUGUUUGGAAAAAGAUUUAAGUGAAGAUUCACCCCAAAUGAAGUACAUUAACUCUGUCCUUGAGAUGUUUGAGUUAAUUUACAGAUUAGACAUUAUGUUAUCCUUUUGGAAAUAUUUUAACACUCCAGAUUGGAAAAGAUUUGUUAAAGUUUUAGAUUACGUUACAUUCACUAAUCUGGAUCACAUAAAUAAAGCAAUGAAAAGAAUAGAAAACAAUCCAAGCAAAGAUGAAAACGAAAUGAGCAUUUUAGAAAAGCUGCUCAAAAAAGAUAAAGCAGUUGCUUUAGCGAUGGUUACAGAUAUGUUACUAGCUGGAGUUGACACAACAAGUAGAACUUUAGCAGCCAUAACUUACCAUUUGUCAACAAAUCUAAAUAAGCAAACCAUUUUGAGAGAAGAAGCAAUCAAAUUGUUACCGACUAAAGACACGCCCGUUACCCAAGAAAUUUUAAAUAACGCUCCUUAUUUAAAAGCAUGUAUUAAAGAAUCAAUGAGACUUGCUCCUAUUGCAAUAGCGACAGCAAGAAAAACGGCAAAGGAUGUUGUUAUUUCAGGAUAUCAAGUUCCAAAAAAUACGACCCUUGUUUCCGCCAACAUUUACGUUACAAACUCUGAAGAAUAUGUGAAACGUCCCAAAGAAUACCUGCCUGAACGUUGGUUAAGAGAUAACAAAACAGACCUUACUUUUAAAAACAAGUUUAUGUAUAUGCCUUUUGGAUUUGGUGCCAGAUCUUGCAUAGGACAGAGACUGGCAAAUUUAGAAUUAGAAAUUGGACUUUUAAAAAUGGUAAGAAACUUUGAAAUCAGUUGGCCUUAUGAAGAGAAAAUGCCUUUUGCAUCUAAGCUGCUAUAUGGAAUUGAUGGCCCACUAAAAGUACACUUAAAGAAUGUGUUAAAUUGAAUAAUAUGUUUGAACAUGGUUGGUGCUUGGAACACUGAAUACACCUUGAUAUGAUAAAUUAGAAAUAAAUAUUCUUUAUGUACAUAA
Messenger RNA from Aethina tumida (small hive beetle), 2244 nucleotides. Its product is annotated as probable cytochrome P450 12a5, mitochondrial. NCBI's taxonomy places the organism in Eukaryota, Metazoa, Arthropoda, Insecta, Coleoptera, Nitidulidae. Gene Ontology annotation, molecular function: iron ion binding; oxidoreductase activity, acting on paired donors, with incorporation or reduction of molecular oxygen; heme binding. Bases 571 to 2157 code for a protein of 528 amino acids. The record is from RefSeq and is a predicted model, not a curated record. The transcript has 11 exons.